AUGGCCGCUCAAAAGUCAGAUGAGAUUGGAUCUAACAGACGACAGAUUUCCAAGAAUGACACUUUCAAUGAUGUCAAGCAGUUUCUUUUAGAGCUGGGCAUCUCUCAGCAGCCAUUGACUUGUUUUGGUUUGGUUCUGGAUAAUCAGAGAGUUGAUCUGUUUACUCCUAUUGCCGAGAUUGUUCCUGAUGUAGAGGACGAGGCCGAAAUCAAGCUCACUAUCGCUCCUGAGGCUUACACCGAGUCCGAGGCCAGAUUCCAGGUCGUUCAAGUUAGAGACUAUCUUGGAUUCAACUCCGGUUCUGUUGGCAAUUCCAACAAUUUCACCUCUGUUCAAGCUGGUAUAUCAACUUUCAGUUCUCUCGAAUCAUCCCUUGUGUCUGCUGCCAACGAUGUGAAGAAGGCUGCUGCUGAGGGCGAGGUCGAGUUUGCCAAGUAUGAAAAGGAGAGAAUCAAGAAGGAGGCUGAGGAGGAGAAGGAAAAGGAAAAGAAAAUGAAGGAGGACGAGAAGAAGGCUCAAAAAGAAGAGAAGGACGAAGCCAAGGACGAGGAAAAAACCGAGUCUGAAGAGACCAAGAAGGAAGACUCGCCUGCUGAACAACCUAAAACUCCUACUGUCAAUGACUUUAUUAACUUAAAGGUUGGUCAAUUGCACCAACAGCACAUUGAGAAUCAUCCUCUUAUCGAUGUUGAAAAGAACCUUGGUAGCUGGAUUCCUGCACUUACUGAGCUUGUUCCUUCGAUUCGUAAGGAUCCUAGCCCUGCUGUUCGUUCUCUUCAAUUGUCUCAAUGGAACCCUCCUCCUCCACAACUCAAAAUUAAGGGUGACUUGCUUUAUCUUCACCUUGUCACUCUGGAGGGAAAGACUUUUCACAUCACCGCCACUAUUUAUGGAUUCCAUGUUUCCAACUCUUCCACCGACAGAUUCGAUCCUAGUCCUAAGAAGAUCAAUGGAAAGUUUUACAAGAAUACCUCCUUGUUGGAGCUAUUAAAGUCAUUGUCUCCUGCAAUUGCCACUCAUUUGAAGAGCGUUGCUGAGUCCACUAAAGAUAUUUCUCUGUUAUCCAUUGCUAGACCCACUAAUUCUUUCUUGGCCAACCCAUGGCAAGUGCGUCCUACUGACUUGUCCACCUGGAACACUGCCGACCUCGGUCGUACUCAAGAACUUUUGAACUCCAACACUUUGGACAACGCCGAUGCUUCAACUGCUACUGCCCGUGACUGGAAUGAGGAUUUCCAAUCUACCAGAGAGCUUCCUAAGGUCGACGAGGAAGGUAACAGUAACAUGCAAGAGAGAGUUCUUAGAGAACGUUUGUUGAACAAGCUCUCAUUUGAUUUUGCUGAAGCUGCUGUUAAGGGUGCCAUUUCCAUUGUUAACGGCGAUCUUGUAGCCCUUAAUCCUAAUGAGAAGACUGAAGCACAGAUCUUUUUGAACAAUGGUAUCUUUUACUCAUUUGGUGCUGAUGGUGUCGGUACUUUUGGUGAACAAGGUGGAAAUGAUGGUGCUAGAGCCGCUGCUGGUAAAGAUAUUGCUGGUGUCAACUAUAUCACCCAAUUGGACAUUGACGGACUUUCUCCUCUUUGCACUACUCUUAUUGACUACUGUGGUCGUCGUAUUGUCGCCCAAGCUCCUGUUCCCGGUAUCUUCCGUGAGACCACUGAUGACAAGAAUCAAAUUGUCUAUGGUAGUAUCGACAAUGGCGAGAAGAUUGUUAAUGAUGAGUCUUUUGUCCCACUAAUGGAGAAAAUCGCUGAUGCCUGUCACAUUUCUUCCCACAAGGUUUUCGACAAUGAGGGCAAUGCUACUGAGCUUGUUACCUCGUCUGAACUCAAGGGUUUGCUAGGUACUGAUGGCCGUAAAUAUGUUCUGGAUCUUUUCAGAGUCACUCCUCCUGAUCUUACCUUUAUUGAAAACCACUUUAAUCCUGAGAAGGAAGACUCGUAUCCUCACAGUUUGUCUGUUCUGCGUAUUGAAGCUGUUGACGAGUGGUGGAAAUCUGGCCUUCGUGCCAAAUUUGUCGAACUUGAGGCCAGUAGAAAAAAGAAAAAUGAAACUGCUGAUGGCGACUCUAGCGAAAAGGAGCUCAGUGAAGAAGAAUUAAAAGCUCAACGUGAAGAGGACGAAAAAAUUGUUUCCGAGUACUCUAAGAAUGUCAGAUUUAACCCAGACGUUUUGCAGGAUAUUUCCAAGAUCCCUGCUCAACAUGUUGAAGAGUUCAAGAAAGACCAGGACCAAGUUAGAGCCAUCUCUAAGCAUCUUACUGAAGUUAUUAUUCCCAAGCUCAUUUCUGAUAUUUCUGGAGGUGUUAUUUCUACUCCUGUUGUCGGCUCUCAAAUCACUAGUACUCUUCACAAGAGAGGUAUCAACAUGAGAUAUUUGGGUCUGCUCCACUCGCUAGCUGAAAAGGAAGGAAAGCCUCUUGAAACUUUCAGAAAGCUUCUUGAACAGGAAGCAAUCUCCAGAUCUAUUAAGCACUCUGUCAACAGCUUGAUCUCUUCACUCCCUGCUCCUCUUGUUCCUGCUGCUAUUGUCCACUAUUUCAACUGCUUACUGGGAUUCAAGGUUAACUCGUCACCAGCUAUCGAUCUCGAUGAUUCUCUUAUCGCUCUUUAUCCAUCAGCUGGUAUUGAGGCGUUGAAGACUCUUGAUGUUGCUGCUGUCAGAAGCCAAAUUGUUGAGCAGGUUCGCAAGAGAUUCCAAAUUUCCCUUCCUGAAACAUGGAUUGACAAUUUGUACUUACGUUCUGUCUUCAGGGAAGCAUCUAUUAAGCUUGGCUUGCAAUGGGCCUCAAAGAAUUACGACUUUGACAAUAAGAACGUUGCUGUCAAUGGUUCCGCCUCUUCCAGAAACUUACUCUCAAAUGCCGACCUUGUUAAUAUUGUCCCCGUUCUCAAGCACUCCACUUUCAAGAGUUUGAUUGCUGAAGAGGCAUUGGAGAGUGGUCGUCAAAGUGUUUACAGGGACGAGACCGAUAUCGGCAAGGAACUGCUUGGCGAAUCUCUUUCUAUCCAUGAGCAAGUUUACGGUGUUAUUCACCCUGAUGUCGCUCGUGCUUAUAGUCAAGUAGCCCUUGUCUAUCACGAACUUGGAGAGGACGAUAUCGCUGUUGAACUCAGUCGCAAGGCUAUCAUUAUUGCGGAACGAACUUUGGGUGCUGAUUCUGCUGAAACCCUCUUCAUGUGUCUCAACUUGGCGCUUUUUGAACAUACAAACAAGAACACCAUCGGGGCUUUACACAUUGCUCGCCAUGCAUUGAAAUACUGGAAUGCUGUCACCGUUCCUGAACACCCAGACAAUAUCACUACUAUGAACAACGUUGCUACUAUGCUCCUCAAUAUGAAGGCUUUUGAUAGUAGUCUCAAGUGGUACCAAGCCUGCAUUGAUUUGAGUACUAAGAUCUAUGGUGAGGAAAGCUCUAUUGUAGCCCAAUUUUACUUCCACAUAUCCCAACCUCAAGUGUACCUCAAAAAGUUCAAGACUGCUGUCAACUCUAUGAGAAAGAGCCAUGAGAUCUUUAACAAGAUCUACGGCCCUGACAAUGCAAACACUAAGGACUCGAAGCAAUGGCUUGAUCAGUUGGUCCAGGCUGCUGUGAAUGAGGCCAAGAUUCAAAAGAUGCUACCUCAGUUUCAACCCCACAGAGAACUGAACGUAAUCCGCGAGGAAACUAAACCAGUUUCUACUGACAAUACUACUACCAAGACCUCAUCUAAAAAGAAGGGUACAUUAGGUAACAAGAGCAUCGAUGAGCUCUUGACCUACAUCAACGGCUCGUCAUCGAAGGGCAAGAAAAAUUCUAAGAAGGCGAAGUCCACUAACUAA
Sugiyamaella lignohabitans is the source of this 3822-nucleotide messenger RNA. RefSeq names its product Clu1p (gene CLU1). The record is from RefSeq and is a predicted model, not a curated record. The coding region runs from base 1 to 3822 and encodes 1273 amino acids. NCBI's taxonomy places the organism in Eukaryota, Fungi, Ascomycota, Dipodascomycetes, Dipodascales, Trichomonascaceae. Gene Ontology annotation, biological process: intracellular distribution of mitochondria. The transcript has 2 exons. Gene Ontology annotation, molecular function: protein binding; mRNA binding. Gene Ontology annotation, cellular component: cytoplasm.